AUGGACACCGCUAAUAGUGAGAGUAUAUGCUACGACUCUAGUGCCCUCUCUAUGGACCUAUUUCGCCGUCUGACAAGCUACAUUCAAAGUCAACAACAUCAACAGCAACAACAGCAGCAAGAACAGCUCAACCCUUCCAUUCCGAUGGAUCAGUUAGCCUCGACAGCAUUAGCACUAAAGAAGAGGAUUGAUGACUUUGCAUCUUCGGUAGCAAGCGCAACAACAGCGUCAACCUCCACCAACACAAAUACCUCAACAGCGACAGAGAGUGGCGCAAAUACACCCGUGGACGAAAAUGAUUUUCCAACCGACACGCUACACAAACCGCCUUACUCUUACAUCGCGCUCAUCGCGAUGGCAAUCAAGAGUACGCCAGAGAAGAAGAUCACUCUGAAUGGGAUCUACAACUUUAUCAUGGAGCACUUUCCCUACUAUCGGUACCACCGCCAAGGCUGGCAAAACUCAAUUCGCCAUAAUCUCAGCCUGAAUGACUGCUUUGUGAAGUUGGGACGAGAUAAAUCGCACCCUGGGAAGGGUAACUAUUGGACGGUCACCACAGGAGCUGACGACAUGUUUGAGCAUGGAAAUUAUCGUCGACGAAAGCGACGCUCUCGUCUGCCAGCACAGAAGCUAGAGGAGUCAAAAAAACGAUGUCAUCCAGGUGGACGUCAGAUUGCUGAUUCUAUUACUCCUGCCACCUUGGCGACACCUACCCCAUAUCCCGUUUUCAUUCCCAUCUCUAUCCCCAUCCCUCCCCCUUUGGGUUUUCAACCUCCAAGUCUUCAACAGACGUCUCCACUACUUCAACAACAGCCUUCACAACUUCCUCUUUCCACAGAGUCGGUAUCGACGUCACGAACACCGAUUUCGACGUCCAGCCAGUCGUCUGAUCGGACGGGAAGCAAUUUUUCAAUAGCCUCGCUAAUUGGCUUAACGUAG
Molecule: messenger RNA, 939 nt
Organism: Hydatigera taeniaeformis
Lineage: Eukaryota; Metazoa; Platyhelminthes; Cestoda; Cyclophyllidea; Taeniidae
Source: the annotation of a GenBank genome assembly